This is a messenger RNA of Paramuricea clavata, 10121 nucleotides long. The record is from the annotation of a GenBank genome assembly. NCBI's taxonomy places the organism in Eukaryota, Metazoa, Cnidaria, Anthozoa, Malacalcyonacea, Plexauridae.
AUGGAUCUCGAUUUCUUCAUUAUGUUCUCCUCAAUAUCUGGUGUUCUUGGUAAUGUUGGUCAAGUUGCUUACGCAGCAGCUAACUCAUUCAUGGAUCAACUAUGUGAAUAUCGUCGACACAAACUUGGCUUGCCAGCGCUAUCUGUCAACUGGGGACCAAUCAUUGGUGCUGGGGUGCUCGAGAGGAAUGCAGUCAUCGCAUCAAUUCUUGAAAAACAUGGUUUUUAUACUCUACAUUACACAACAGGUACAUAAUAUAGGAGCUGUUCAACAAUUAUCUAUUCCCCUAUUGUAAAUUCUCAGAUGAAUAGAAGCUGUAUGUCCAGUGAACUAUAGCGCACACCUCUUCUCAUAUUAUGUGAAAAAGAACCAAUCACAAAAAAAUAAUUUCACUUGCUUGCUUACUAUGUCAGAAAUGAUUAUAAAAGUAAGAAAAAGACAAGGAACAAGGAACAAUACAACUUAGUGGGAACGUCAGUAUAACAAUUGCUUUAUUUUCCAAUACGAAGAUCAUUGUUUUUUAUUUGUCGGAAUCAUUAGAAUAUUAAAUCAUGGAAAUUUUGUAGAAUGUAGUACAUAUAAACAGGCAGCGUCAUGGAAAGUACUUGUUGUUUGUAAUGUAUAUUUACUUGUACGUUUCUUGCUCUUUCACAGCGCAACACAGUCAACCCCUAAAUAAUAAAAAUUAUUAAAUAAUGUAAACAUAAUGGUACUAGAAAAUACAUGCAUGCAGAAACCCUCGCCUUGCUGACAAAACCAUUAUGUUUUCCAAACAUGAAGUAUUGUCAUGGUAUAUAACACGAUAAUUUUAAGAAUAGUUUUUAAAUUGAAACAACCCCCCCCCCCAAAAAAAAAAAAUCACUUUUAUGAGAUAUUUGAUAAAAAAAAUGAUCAAUUUGCCAAACAUAUAUAUGCUAGGUAUGUUAAUAUACGUAAUAUAAGCUUAAAUUUAAUGUAAAUUUCAACCACAAACGCUUCGCAAAACGUUUUAAAAUGUUCUUAAAACUGAACUGCCUUUUAUAGGUAAACAUUGAGUUUGAAAAUUGAAAUAAACUCAUUUCAAAUUCUUUGCUUUCCUCUUUAUUUAAAUAUUUUAAUAUACAAAAAAAGGGUAAGUAAUAAAAAUACACUGAAAUAAUGGGAAAUUCUUUUCACAUUACUAUACGCAACGGAUCGUAUCAGUUUUUAAAGCAAUAGUUAAAACAAACAAUACGGCAAUACUAAAACCAAACUUACCUUUAUUAACGUCGGCGACUUUGCUCCAUCCUUUUAGACGUUUUUAGACGGUUUUCGGCUUUCGAAAAGGUUUUGAAAAUUGCAAAAUCUUGCAAAAACACAAUAUAGUUGCAAGAAAUGUUUGUUAUUUCGCUGUCGUAAUUUGUCAUACAACAACAAAUUUUAAAUUUGACCAAUCAGUGUUCGCUAUUGAUGACAGUCCGCCAUAUAUUUUGAGAUUAGUGAGGAUGACCACCCACGUUGGUCACCCACGCCCGCGAUCACUGAUCAAAAGAAAACAUCUCGAGUACCUAGCUAAAUUUGAAGACUCACUCAGCAGUAACCCCAAGCAUUUUUUGAGCUAUCACAAAGCCAUUCUCCAUCAUCGGACUAGUCCAAGCACCAUAAUUAUAUAUGACGGUGCAACAGCUAAAACUGCAUCAGAAAAAGCGAACCUUUUCAACGUUCUCACAUCCAAGCACUGAUAAUGUCAAUGAAGUUACAUCAAGCACUCAUUUCCUUUAAAGACGGACAUGCUACUAUCCAACACAACCCUUUGUGUCGAAGAGGUCUCGGAUUGUCUAAAUUCCCCGGACACAACAAAAGCCUGCGGCCCAGACGGGAUACCCUCUCAGCUCUUGAAGGAAUGUAGUCAACAAAUUGCACUAAGUCUUUGUACCAUCUUCAACCACUCUCUCAUUUGCGGUCGCUUUCCUUCCGAGUGGAAAUCUGCCAACGUCACGCCUGUCCACAAGAAAAACUCCAAAGAACCAGCCAAAAAUUAUAGACCUAUUUCCCUGCUAUCAAUUGUGAGUAAAGUCAUGGAACGCUGCGUCUACAAUCACAUGUACGCUGACGUUAUUCAAUUAAUUUCUCCACUACAACACGGAUUUCUGAGAAAGCGUUCAUGUAUAACACAACUGCUCUCGGUACUUCACAACAUUGGUCAAAAUCUUGACAAUAACACCCAGUCGGAUGUUUUGUGCCCCGAUUUUGCCAAAGCAUUCGACUCGGUUGACCAUCAAAUACUUGUUGAGAAACUAAAAUGCUACGGCGUGGCUGGACGACUCCUGGACUGGUUCACUGACUACCUGAACGGUCGAACUCAAAGGGUUGUGAUCGACGGUGUUGUAUCCCAGUGGGUCCCUGUUACCUCCGGGGUGCCUCAAGGAAGUAUCCUUGGUCCCUUAUUAUUUGUUAUAUUCAUUAACGAUUCCCUGAAAUUAUUCCAAAUGGUACAAAUACAGCACUGUUCUCGGACGAUACCAAAUUACAUCGAAACAUCUCGUCUCUGACUGACUGCGAGGGUUUACAGCAAGCCCUCAGCAACAUUAACAUCUGGAGCCAGCAUAGCAAUACGAAAUUAAUUCAACAGCACAAAAUGUAAAGUUCUCACCACAACACGCAAGCAAAAUCCUGUGGUAUACGAUUACCAACUUGGUUCUGGCAUAUUAACCCGCGUUCAGCAAGAGAAAGAUCUUGGAGUUACUAUAUCGUCCAAACUCACCUGGCAUCAUCACAUAUCUGUAAUUGUUGCAAAGGCAAACAAGUUAUUAGGUCUUCGUAAGAGAACUUGUCCACUGUUAACUGAUAUUCAAGUGAGACGGACAUUAUACUUAUCUCUUGUCAAGCCACAGUUACGUUAUGCUACCAAUUAAGUUUGGUCCCCGGCGCAGGACAUGCUCAAAACCAAGCUUGAAAGAGUACAGAGGCGAGCUACCAAAGUGAUCUUCGGUUACAAAGGCAAAGAAAUGUCUUACCACCAGAGACUGCAGUUGCUCCACUUAUUGCCUUUAUAAACCUUUUUCUACAAGGCCCUAUAUGGGUACAUCGACGUGAACGUCAAUAAAUAUAUUGCAUCUAUAGGCCAUGGCCGCACCAGACACAGCCAGAUUCCUUUAGUUAUGAAAGCUCCACAUUGUAAGACAAACGCUUUUCAGGCAUCCUUUUACAACCGGAUUGUCAAACACUGGAACACUAUUUGCAAGUCAGCUCCUGUGCAUGGCUUUUCCAACAUCUCAUCAUUCAAACAAUUACUCAAGCAAACAUACCUGACCCUAUUCAAUGCAUCCUUUGACAUAGACUUCCCGUGCACCUGGACACUGUCUCGUGACUGUUCUUGCCAUUGAGAAUUGGCUUUACAUACAGUAUAAUUUACUAUUUAGUCUUAUGUUGACCUAUGUUAUUUUAAUGUUAUACCUUAACGGGAAGGCGCCUCGCAUGGGUACUUCAGUUCCGUUCGCGUCUUUGCCGAUCGGCUAUUUUCAAAUGUAUCCGUACAUAUUUAUAAAUAUUAACCAAUAAAGUUGAAAAAAAAAAAUGAAAAAAAAAAGAACUUUAAUGAUGAUCACUGAUGAACGCUAAUGCUUUCGUUUCCCCAGGUGUAAAUAGCCAGGCGGAAUUAGUACCCUCGCCCCCGGCCUUAUGCCCGGAACGGCGCACCACGCCGUUGGCUCGGGGAUAAUAAGCAAAUUGAAAAUAAUGCAUUUUCGUUUUAGCAAUUGAAUUUCUAAAACGUGUCCUACUCGAGAAUACCAACGAAGCUCAAGUUUGCCUAUCUGCCAUGAAUUGGCCAGUCUACCUCCAGAAUCAUGCUUCUCCAAGACUGCAAAUGAUCCGAGAAAAAACAUUGGUAGCCAUUGAAAAAAACAAAUUAAUGACAUUGGAAGACUUAGCACUACAACCGUUAGAGUUCAGAGUGAAUUACGUUCAAGAGUAUAUUAAACGCUUGAUAUCUUCCUGGUCUGGAGCUGAUGUCGCUGAACUCGACGUAAACGUUGGACUAUACAAAUAUGGAAUUGACUCAAUUUCCGCAACAAAUAUGAAACUUCAAAUCAAAAAUAACAUUGGUGCCAUCUUUGAAGUAAGUAGUUUUAAUAUUUUUUAUUACCGAGCAUAACCAACCUCAAAAUAAGUCUCGUCACUUUAGGAAAAGAAUGCUUAUUGUCAGAUACAUGUUCAUCAGACUGAAUAAUUUAUAAAAUUGGAUUAUUUAGUGGUAUAAUCUCAGUUCAAUUACAAAUUGAUCUUGCAUCCAACGUCUAUUCGAUCUAGCGUCAAUAAAACCUUAAUUAAGAAACAUCAGUUGUUUCAGAUGAUGCUACUCUGUCUGGACACACACAGAGUAGCAUUUUUUUCAAAUAAUUCAGUCGCGAUAUCCCAUGUCAGACACAAAACUAUAGUUGGACAGGCUUCUUUUUGCAAGAACUUAUAUUGAAAAACUAUAUAAACUUUAGAAGAUUGCAGUUCGUUAUUAAUCAAACGUAAUAAAUCAAACUUAUAACUCAUUUUCUGUUUUUCGUAUUAAGUUUAAUGUUUGUAACUAACGUUUGAGACCAAUCAAUCAGCUAUAAAACCAGAGGACAAUUUAAGGAAAUAAAAUAUAAAAAAAAACCCAAAGAAAUGAAAACAUCGUAAUAAUCGAUGAAAUUACGAUUACAUUAACAUUUAUUUAUUAAAUAAAUUACCAUUCGAAUUCACGUUUUGAUUUAAUCAAAAUCUUGGGUUGUUAUCUGGGCGAUGCAUAAAGACAUGAUUAGGUUAGCAAAUGAGAAGAAUCAAAAUUUCAAGAAAGCUGAAGUAAAACUUUAUGUAGUGCAAAUGUCCAUGCUUUCCACAAGAAAAAUUCCACUCGAAAAACAGCAUGUUCUCAAUCGGUUAAAAAUUAAAAUUAAAAAUUUUGGUUUCUAAACAUCUUCGAAACCAAAAAUGUGUUUUAGCAACAAUGCACUUCCUUGAUUUGUGUGAUUUUAAUUGAAAAUAUAGUUACAUGUAAUAUUUGUGUGUUAUAAAUUAUUUUGUACAAACACCUCUUGCAAUCUUUGCUGCAUAAUGCUGACACUCUUCUGAACAUUUAUAGACUCACUAUUUCAUUCAACCAAACACGAGUUGUAUAACCAUUAUCAAUGAUAUCCUGGAACAGAUUGACAAGAAAAGUUCAACUUGUGAUGAAAAUGACUCUUCAGAGAAUGAUAACCAAAGUUACCAAACGGAGAGCUUCAUGUUAAAAAAUGACAUUGAAAGAGAAGAGGAAGCAGCAGAAAGCAAUGGGCAGGAGCUUCAGACAGUUAGAACGAACAAAGAGAAGGUUAUCCCACUCUAUGCUCCGGAAGACGCAGUUGUGAAAGUAUUUAUGGUUCAUGGUAGCCAGAGGUCAGCAUUGGCAUUGGCAACAUUUGCACUUGGUUUCCAACAGCAGGUAAUUCUUACACUGAACCUUUUAUACUAGCUAAGUUUUAACCAAAUAGAUUUAGAUCUAAACAUAUCCUCAUGUUUUGUUAAAGUCAUACAUAAUUUGUGGUUAACUUGCAAUUUUUUUAAAUGCAAGACCGUAGUCAUCUUAUACCAUAGAAAAACUAGUUUGGCUCUGCUAAAGAAACCUGCUCCAGUCGCAGAUAUUUAGCAAAAUAAAUAAAAAAUAUCCAUUGCUUCACAUUCAAUCCUGAAACUUUUUUGCUCAUUUAAAAUUGUAAAUUGUUAUUAGGCAAAUAUCGGAAUUUUAUGGUCGAGGAAACUGGGUGCUUCAAAAGAACACAAUCGGGAGGUCACCAUUCCCUUUCCUCUUUCUCCUGUGCUACUCCACAGACAUUGAGAAAACUGAUUCAUUAUCUGUAAUAGAAUAUUGUAUGAAUGCAAAAUACCUGUAUGUGGUUCGGUUUAAUAUAUUGUAUCUUGUUUUAGAUAAAUGUUGCAUUAUAUGGCAUUGGAAUGGACGAUGUGUCACGUAAGAAAAGUGAUUACGGCUCAGUUCUUGCACUCGCACAAAAAUAUACAGAUCUUAUCCAAAAAAUCCAGCCACGUGGUCCAUAUUACCUCGGUAAGUAAUUUCCUGACAAUUUUUUAUAUAUACUGAGUCGUCAUAACCAUAGACUGAUCCCCUUUUUUUAGCGGGCUACUCUUUUGGCGGUACAGUAGCCUACGAAAUGGCAAGUGAGUUAAAAAGAAACAAUGAAACAGUCGCGAUGGUUUUCAUGGUGGAUACAUACGCGUGGUUUCCUAAAGCCUUGACAAACUGUAGGGAAUACGUUACAACGUGCACAGAACAGAACUUGAAGUCAACAAAAAAGCUUGUGGUAAAUAUUAUUAGUAAUGUUAGUAGCUAUUAAUCAUUAAUGCACGUAUUACGUUUAGUUUAUAUUUAGAAUAUUAACAUUAUAUGUUCAGUUGUUUACAUGUAGCCGAGAUAUCAAGAAGUCUGUUAAAUAUCAGAACAUUAUAAUGGCGACGAAGAUAAACGUAUCAUAUUAAACGAAAAUAUCUAAUCUUGUCUAUUGAUGAUGGAAGAGCAGGCAGAGCCUCAACCACUGCAGCAACCGGCUGUACAGAUCAUGCAAUCUGUAACAAUAACUCCAAUCCCAGAAUUUUGGCCAGAUGAACAUUUGGGAAAUUUGUCUGAGGAUGCGCGAGCAAAAUGAGGCACGCAAUUGCGUGGAAUGCACGCAACGCGUGUUUACAAAAAGGAGCAAUUGUAAAUAUUGCCAAAUGUUUGGUACAAAAUAAAUGACUGUUUUAUGUUGAAAAUGGUGGACAUGAUCUAAAUUAAUCAUACAGAAUUGUUUAGUGACGUUCUAUAUCAGUACCCUGCCAUUGUUCCUGGUGUGCUGUCCGUGCACAUUCGAUCUGAAACAAUUGCUACUUUACUGUCGUAACAUUUCGAAUGUUUGCAUGAAAAUAGAGGCAAGUCAUGCAUUUUAAAACCUUGUAAAUUGUAUCAGCCCCUUUUUUUACCCAAUGUAUCAAAUAAAAAUACAUGAAACAAAGAACAUUUUUAGAAAGUUUUAUCGUGAGGCCAUGACCAGUUUUUAAAAUAUCUUCAUAUCUUUUCCGGUCAUCACCAAAAUUACACUGAAGCUGGGCUUGAAUAUACAACAAAUUUUGAAUCUCAUCAAGUAUGAAAAUAUUUAACGUGUAACAAAAAUAUGCUCAUGAAGUGGAAAUUAAGAACUAGACUCUUCUCGAUGCGGUUUUCAUGAAGGAAGUUCACCUUUCGGCCUUUUAUCUUUGGCAAAAAUUUGACCACAACACGUGCGAAGCAACUGUGUCUCGAAGACUUAGCUAAAACACUGUGAGCCCUAGCCUCCUCCCAAGCAUCUCGUGGUACUUACUUUAGAAAGUCGGUGAGAUGCCUGCCAAAACCCGACAUGGUUAAGCCGUUCUGCGCAUCUUGCUUGCGCAGCGAUUUCGUCUCUAGGGUAUGCACGUGAGGAGGAUUUGUCAUCCAAGAUGACGGAUUGCAUGGAGUGAAGAAUUAUGAGAAUUAGUGAAUUUAUAUUAAUACGCUCGCUAAAGGCGGCUGAACGAUUAAGAAUACAGCUUUUUUGGACAAUUGAAAGAAUCUUAACCCGGAAAUUAAAAUUGUUAUCAAAUAAUUUAUAAGUUGUCAGUUGACAUAUAUUUUUGUAUAUCUGUACUCUGUAGAUAGAAAACAAUCAAAACAUCAAGGUUGACAUAUAUUUUUGUAUAAACUGUAGAUGGAAAUAGAAAUCUUGUUGCAAUCUUUUAAAGAUAUUGACAAACUAAAAUUCUGAAAGCACAACCCGAAAGGUGCGUACCUUAUCACAUUCGAGAAAAAGUGAAAAACGCGAUAACCGAAUAUAAAAUCCAGCUGUCAUUGAAAAAGUGCCCGAAAAUGAAGCUACUCCUUGGGUUUCUCCCAUUGUAGCCGUUAUCAAAAAAGUCGGACAGGUUCGCAUAAUUAUGUGUCGACAUGCGGCUCGCAAAUGAAGCUAUAAGACGAGUACGCCAUCAUCCUAUACCAACAUUAAACAACCUUUAGCACUCGCUACAAAAGACUAGUAUCGCUAAAAAAGACUAAACUAUGGUACAAACGCUGCGGUGGAGAUAUUUCAGUACACACUCCAAACUGCACUGCAAGCUCAAAGGCGUCAAGAACAUAGAGCUUAAAGGCGUCAAGAACAUAGCUGAUGAUAUCAUUGUAUUCGGCUCAACAAGAACUGAUUGAACAUGACGCUAAUCUUGACAAAUGUCGACAACGACUUGCAAUAAAGGGCUUACGACUAAACCGAAGCAAGUGUAAUUUCCUUAGUAAUAUAUUGUCAUUUUUCGGACAGGUCGUUUCGAAAGAAGGUACUCAUCCUGACCCUAGGAGAGUAGCGCUAGCUGAUCUAUUAAAUGCACCUCAGCCAAAUAAUGCACAUGAAGUCAGGAGCUUUCUUGGCAUGGCCAACUAUAACAGUAAGUGCAUUCGAGAUUUUGCAACACUAACAGCUCCACUUCGUGACCUAACGAAAAAGGAUGUUCGUUUUGAGUGGACUCAAACACAUCAAACUGCUUUUGAAAAGCUGAAAAACACGCUCGAUUUGCUCCAUUUAUGUCACAUUUCGACAAAAACAAACAAACAUUUGUAACAGUUGAUGCUAGUCCUGUAGGUAUCUCUGGAAUUCUUUCUCAAAACCUAAGAAACGGUGACGUAGACAGUCAACAGAUAAUUACAUAUGCUAGCCGAGCGUUGACUGUCUGAUACUGAAAAGAGAUACUCCCUGACAGAAAAAGAAGUGUUAGUAAUAGUGUACGCAGUUGAACAUUUCCAUUUAUUUCUAUUUGGAAGUGAAUUUACACUAAUAACUGACCAUAAACCUUUAGAAAUUAUUUAUGGCCAACGUACAGCCAAAACGUCUGCACGAAUUGAAAGAUGAGUACUUCUCUGCAAACAAUAUACAUUUAAGAUUAUUUAUAAAUCAGGUGCAAACAACCCUGCAGACUAUCUUUCUCGUCAUCCAACAAACGAAAGCAAACGAAAACAGGACAUGAUGACGGAACAAUACAUUAAUUUUAUAACUCAGAAUAGUGUCCCAUAGGCGAUGACAUUACAAGAAAGAAUCAAUGCAACUAACGCAGACGUGGCACUAACAUGACUCCAUGAUGCAAUUAAAAAAAAUGGGAUUCCCCAAUUGCAAAACCGUUCAAAGCUGUAAAAACGAACUUGUGCCUACCAUACACGGUGUUAUACUUACAGGAACACGGAUUGUCAUUCCAGCUGCUCUACAACAACGCGAAAUGCUGUAGAUAUAACAAUGAGACACACUUAGCAAUAGAGAAAACUAAGUGCCUAGUUCAUGAAAAAAUCUGGUUCCCCCAAAUUGACAAACGAGUCAAAGACACAAUUGCUAAGUGCAACACUAGUCAAGCUGUCGGACAGGCGAAUCUUCCAGAACCACUACGUAUGAUCGAAAUGCCAGAAUUACCAUGGAGAACUGUCCACAUAGAUUUUUAUGGUCCACUGCCAUCGUCUGAAUGUCUUUUAGUGGCGGUAGAUAGAUACUCCAGAUUCCCAGAGGUUGAGAUCGUUCAUUCAACACGAGCCUCAACAGUCAUUCCAAAACUUGACAAAAUGUUCUCAGUCCAUGGCAUUCCUGACACCAUUAUAUCUGACAAUGGUCCCCCUUUUAACGGAGACGAAUAUGCACGAUAUCUGAAAGCCCUUGGUAUUCAAGCUAAGUUUUCAACACCCUACUGGCCCCAAGGUAAUGCUACAGUUGAACGAUUUAUGCGACCGUUAGGAAAGGCGCUCAAGACAGCGACACUCGAAGGACGACCAUGGAAACAAGAAUUAAACCGUUUUCUUUUACAAUAUCGUACCACUCCACAUUGUACUACAAGAGUACCUCCUUCAGAACUGUUGUUUAACCGAUUGAUAAAAGGAAAAUUACCAUUAAUAAACAGCAAGAAGAUUGUCAAUCGACAUAAAAAAGCUUGCGACAAUGAGAAAACACAACAAGAACGCAACCGAGAAUAUGCAAAUCAAAGACGAAACACAAAACAAGUGAUCUACAAGUUGGAGAUUAUGUACUGGUUAGACAAAAAAAGAAUUAAAAACAAGCUAACUGUGAAUUUUAAUCACAAACCUUAUAAAAUAAUAAAGACUGGUUCAGAGAUAAGCACCCAAA